AUGUCUCCGCAAGAUAAUCCUGGUCGCCCUGACGGUGACAAGCCUGAGGGCUUGUCAAAAUACUUGAAGCGCAUGAGAACCGUCUUGCGACCGCGCUCAAGCUCGAAGCGCCAAUCUGUGGCUGCUCUACCAGAUGUGCCCGCCUCGUCCAGCGCUCCAGCUGCUGCCGCCGCCGUCGCUGGCACCACCCCACUCCCAAAGUCAACCGGCGCUGAGCCCACCAUGCUCACCGACUACAGCACCGUCCAACAGGAAAAAGCCCGCGCCCUCUUCACCAAAUACGGCUUGACUCUAGAACCGGGCGAGUGGAAAUCCCCAACAGAUCUACAGUUGACCCGGGUCACCAAACCCAUUCGCAUGCGAGUCCGCCGUACCUGCCACCGCUGCGAAACCACCUUCGGCCCUGACAAAGUUUGCGUCAACUGCCAGCACCCACGCUGCAAGAAGUGUCCUCGCACUCCACCAAUCCAAGAGAAGGAUCCGAAGGAAUACCCCUCCAUCUCGAUCUCGAAGAGCAAAAUCCCCGAGAUCCGCGCCCAGCAUGGCGGUCUUGCCUAUACGCCUUAUCUCCGGUACACGGGCGAUCCCAAUGCUCCGCUGACGAUGCCCUCGCGCUCUGGCAAGGAUCUUGUCAAGAAGAAUGUGGGGCAGCGAGUGCGACGUAUCUGUCACGGGUGCGAUACGAUAUUUGCUCCUGGCUCGAAGGAGUGCGCCAAUUGCAACCAUGUUCGUUGCAAGAGAUGUCCGCGCGAACCGCCGAAGCUUGAUAAACAUCCUGAUGGAUAUCCGGGGGAUGUUGAUCCGCCGAAAUUGAGGCCCGAUCGGACGUUUAGGAAGCCGCGCCAAAGAGUUCAUUACAUAUGUCAUGUCUGUGAGACGGGUUACAAUGAAGGAGCGAAUACUUGUGGAAAGUGCGGACAGGCUAAAUGUUCGGAAACUAUACGAAUUCCACCGAAGAAAAUCAAACGAGAGCUCGAUCCAGAAAUACUUCGGCGGGUCGAAGAAAAAUUAGCAGGCCUGAAUAUACAACAGUGA
Messenger RNA from Penicillium angulare, 1035 nucleotides. RefSeq lists its product as uncharacterized. The coding region runs from base 1 to 1035 and encodes 344 amino acids. The record is from RefSeq and is a predicted model, not a curated record. The transcript is spliced from 3 exons. Lineage: Eukaryota; Fungi; Ascomycota; Eurotiomycetes; Eurotiales; Aspergillaceae.